Messenger RNA from Lolium rigidum, 1358 nucleotides. RefSeq lists its product as uncharacterized. The transcript is spliced from 6 exons. Bases 16 to 1257 code for a protein of 413 amino acids. The record is from RefSeq and is a predicted model, not a curated record. NCBI's taxonomy places the organism in Eukaryota, Viridiplantae, Streptophyta, Magnoliopsida, Poales, Poaceae.
UAUUGAUUUUUCUACAUGACAGUUUGCCCCUUUUUUUACUUCAGGCUCUUGAAGGAGUUGCUUGACACUACAGCAGUGGACAAAUCGUGCAUCACUAGCGUUUCUCCCUCUUUGCUGCAGUCUCUGUUGUCUGGGGUGCCAGAUCCCUUGGCAUUGAAGCUUGGCAUGGCUCUCAUAUCAUCUUCAUUUGUUUCUUCGUUGGUGCCCACUGGUCUAUUUAUAAAAUAUUUUGUCAGAGUUGACAAGGAGGGAUUUUUCCAUACAUAUCCUGACUGUGGAGGGCCAUUUAAGACCUUAGAGAAAGCCCAGGAAGCUAUUGAUUCACAUCAUGUUGUUCAGCGAGAAAUGAUGUGCAUGGAUGGCCUUUCUGAUGAGGAGAGAGCCGUACGAAACACUCUAUACUGGUAUCAUGAUGGCACAAGGAAGCACUCAGCAGAAGCUUUUGCUUCCUGUACGACCCGUUGCACAACACGGGAAUUGCUAAAGGCUUUACUAGACAUGCACAACGAGGACAAUGAUCUUCUGGGGGAUCGUGCAUAUGAAGUAGAAGGUAUUGUGGGUCACAAUUCAUGUUUUGAUGGGAAAGACUGUAUUUAUAGGUCUUAUUCUCAUUUCAAUCUGACCAUGAAGACUAAAGGAGCUGAUCCCAACAACGAUCUAUAUUUUGCUGAAGUCACGUGUAUGAGUGGUGAUUAUGAAGCAUAUGUGCUCACCUGUAUCUGCAUAGUUAAACCUGAUCACAAUGGUGAAUGCGCUGUGUGUGAAGAUAAAAUGGAUGACAUUAAACACCCUAAUGAUGACGUAUACAACCGUGGUCGCCGCAACAAGUUUCAUGUUAUUCGAUCACGUCGGCGUUCUCAUGCACUUGGAGUUGAUUUGUUUGAGAAGUUAUUUGCCGUCCGUGAAGAGGCUUGGCUGAUAGAAGAGGAGGUUAGGGUGAGACGAAUGAUUAAGGAAGGGAAGGAUGCUAGGAGCAGCAAGUUGGAGGUGGACAGAGGGGAUGGCAGGAUUAAGGAAGGGAAGGAGGCUAGGCGCAAUUUGGAGGUGGACAACAUCCUGAAGCUGGCUAGUCGCAAGUUGAGGGGGCACAACAUCCCGAAGGAGGCUAGGCGCAGCGAGUUGGAAGUGGACAGCAGAGGGGAUGUCAUGAUUAAGGAAGGAAAUGAGGCUAGGCGCAGCAAAUUGGAGGUGGACAACAGAAGGGGUGACCAUGCAAAGAGGGAUAAGUAUGUCGUACCGGCUAGACGAAUCAGUUGAACGUGAUCUAUCCAGAGUCUGUAUCUAAUGGCCAGAUAACUAAUGCUCUUGAGUGGCGUAAUUGCCCUCGAAUGUUGCCUUGACACAGCAUUUAUAUGUGU